Molecule: messenger RNA, 1173 nt
Organism: Colletotrichum graminicola M1.001
Lineage: Eukaryota; Fungi; Ascomycota; Sordariomycetes; Glomerellales; Glomerellaceae
Product: phytanoyl-CoA dioxygenase
Exons: 4
Coding region: 1-1173 (390 amino acids)
Source: RefSeq, a predicted model, not a curated record
AUGCCGGAUUCCUCGACUGGCCAUUUAGUCCGCAGCGGGAACUUUUCUCACCUGAACGACACAAUCGUCCUUCGGCUCGGCUCCGACACCCUCCCGCAUCAGCCCCUCACCAUCGACGCAACGGCCGUGCCGCCCGUCCUCUCGACCACCGUCCCCUCUACCGUCCACAAAUCAAUAACCAUCCUGCCAGAGUACGUCCUUGACGCAAUCGAGGGCCGCUUGCACUGCCAACACGCCUUCGGGAAGCGAGCCACGCCGCCCACCCUUGGCGCCAUACCCUCCUGUUUCGCACCCGCCGGCGUUCCGGGGCUCUGCAUGACCGUUGACCGCGAGACGCUGCUGCCUCAGCCGACGGAAGAUGUGGCGCAGCUGAAGCGCGAUCUGACGAAAUGGGGUUAUGCCAUCUGUGCGAAUGCGCUAAGCGCCGAGCAGGUGCAGAUUAUUCGGACGGCGGUAGAGGAGCAGGCUGAGGCGGAAAGGUUGGUCGGGGUCGGGCAUUUGGAUAACGCGCAUAAGAAGGCGGGUGAUCAGCCGAAUCAAAGGGUUUGGAACCUCCCCAACAAAGGCGACGAGUUCCUCGACUUGCUCAACCACCCCCUCAUCGACGCAAUCAUGCCGUGGUUCUUGGGCGGCAACUUCAGCCUUUUCACCAUGUCGGCCAAUAUCGCGCAGCCCGGCACGUCGGGCAUAUACAUGCACCGCGACCAGAUGGUCAUGACGCCCGACACAACCGCGCAUGCCUAUGUGCUCAACGCCAUGUGGUAUCUGACUCAUGUUUCCGAUGAGAAGGGUGCCACGCGGGUGUAUCCAGGAAGUCAUGUGAUGAAUGUUUUGCCGGCUGAUAUGAAUCAAAUCGGCACAUCAAUUCCCGUCGCAGCACCAGCAGGCUCCUGCGUGCUCCUCGACAGCAGAACCUGGCACUCGACGGGAGUCAAUACGACCAACGAGGCGCGGCCGGUUAUCCUGCAGUCGUUUUGCAGGUUCUUCGUGCGGCAAAUUGAGAAUUACCAGGCCAAUCUAGGUGAGGAGGUCAAGGCCAAGUUGUCGGAGCGCCAGAGGGCGCUGCUGGGUCUGCCGAGUGCGAAGGUCGGUGGCAAGGGACAGGGCUUUGCGGCUUAUAACUGGCCGGGCACGCAAGUUGGAAAAAUGAGGGCCGCUGUCAGGAAGGAAUAG